GCCUUCCCACCAUGGGUUCUUCCAGGCUCUUCCUCUGCAUCCUGUUUCUCUCUGGGCCACUGGGUCUCGCCACUUCCCCUUCCCAGGGAUGGCUCCGCUGCUACACCUGUAGCUUUGCCAAACCUUGCUACCCUGUUCCCACUGAGUGCCAGGAUGACGAGGUCUGUGGCAUCAGCAUUGGCACCUCAGACCGGAAUGAGACCAUUGAGAGGAAAGGCUGCCUCCCAAGGGCACAGUGCCCUCUGCUGGGCCACACCACCUACUGGCUACGUUCCUACGCUCUAAGGCACCAGUGCUGUGAGCAGGACCUGUGCAACGCAGUGGCUUCGCAUCUCCCCAGCUCCUUCCUCACCGCCCUGCUGCUCCUCCUGGCCAGCUUCCUCUGGGGAGGACACCUGCUCCGCUAGCCUCCUGGGGUCCACAGCUCUCAACCCAGGUCUCCAACAUCACUGUGGCCCUGGAAACAUCUACAGAGAUGCUUUUGAGAUGUGUCCAAGAGCCUGAGACUGCAGACCUUGAGUCCACCACCUCCACAGACCCCUCCCAGGACCCGAUUCCUACAGCUGUUGUUCUGGCCCCAGUAAGCAUGCACCCAGAGCCUAGUCUCUUGAGGGACACCUGCUCUACGUCUUUUUCCCUAGGUGCCCAAGGUCCCUGGCAAGACAGCCAUUCUGAAGGAGAUGUGGGUCCCCAGCAAGGGGACAGAAGUGGCACUACGGCUGGUGGGCAAGGGGGUCUUGCUAGGAAAGGUGUAGCUUGAUAUAUGAGGCCCUCAGGAAGGGAGGGGGACCUUGUGGAACCAUAAACCACCAAUACAAGAGCUAUUAACUGGGGAUGCAGGUCAAUGGUAGAGUGCUUGAUUGCCAUGCACAAGGCCCUGGUUUCAAUCCCCAGCACGACAAAAA
Molecule: messenger RNA, 905 nt
Organism: Nannospalax galili (Upper Galilee mountains blind mole rat)
Lineage: Eukaryota; Metazoa; Chordata; Mammalia; Rodentia; Spalacidae
Product: lymphocyte antigen 6G6e-like
Exons: 3
Coding region: 12-407 (131 amino acids)
Biological process (GO): desensitization of G protein-coupled receptor signaling pathway; acetylcholine receptor signaling pathway
Cellular component (GO): plasma membrane
Molecular function (GO): acetylcholine receptor activator activity; acetylcholine receptor binding; transmembrane receptor protein serine/threonine kinase activity
Source: RefSeq, a predicted model, not a curated record